UCCCUCUGCUCCGGUAUCCGACUCCGGCUCUCUCUGCUCGAACACAGACUCCCACAAGCUGCCGGUGGCUCCGCGUCUGUCAGGCCCUGCUGUUGACCAUUUACGAGAAUGCCCACAAUAAAGCUGCAGAGCUCCGAUGGGGAGAUCUUCGAGGUGGAUGUGGAGAUCGCCAAACAGUCUGUGACCAUCAAGACCAUGUUGGAAGAUUUGGGAAUGGAUGAUGAAGGAGAUGAUGACCCAGUUCCCCUCCCCAAUGUAAACGCUGCCAUCCUUAAAAAGGUGAUUCAGUGGUGCACUCAUCACAAAGAUGACCCUCCUCCACCCGAGGACGAUGAGAACAAGGAGAAGAGGACGGAUGACAUUCCUGUGUGGGACCAGGAGUUCCUCAAAGUGGACCAGGGAACCUUGUUUGAACUCAUUCUGGCCGCCAACUAUUUGGACAUCAAAGGCCUGUUAGAUGUCACCUGCAAGACGGUGGCCAACAUGAUUAAAGGCAAAACCCCGGAGGAGAUCCGGAAGACUUUCAACAUCAAAAAUGAUUUCACAGAGGAGGAGGAAGCCCAGGUACGCAAAGAGAACCAGUGGUGUGAAGAGAAGUAAAAGGGGGAGAUCCUGCCAACACUACCACACUGAAUAGGAAUUGUCCCUGCUAACUGGUUGCACUGGUGUUGUUCAUACUUGUCAAUAUUUACAUUUAGUAUAUUUAGAGCCACACACGCCCACCCUUGCCCCUUUUAUUUCUCUAAACCCAUAGCAUGAUCAUUUUAACUUUGCCUGUGUAUUGUCAUUAUUUAAACAAAGAAGCUCUUUUGUUUCCACACACACACACACACACACACACAUGUAUUGUGUAUUCACAUAAAUAACUAGUCCUGGUUUCAUGGCUUUGGUAUAAGAUUAGAAGACGUUUUCCCUAUUAUUAAUCGCUAUGGUUGUCUUUUUUACUGGACAUGUUUGUUUUUCUUUUAGGUUAAUUGAUAAAAAAAUGAAAUGGCUUUUUUUUGACAAUGGAAAUAAAGGGUGAAUAUUUUAUUUUUUGCUCUGUGAAUGCAUCUGUUCUGUAAAGCCACGUUCAGAGAGGAUGGGGCCGUUUUUAAAGGAAACGUGAAGUUUGAGGGAGAAAGAUGCGUUUUUGUUUUGCGUAACGACUCGGAAGUACUUGUGUGUUGUCACACGGCGUAGAGUUACUCAUUCCUGAUUCACGUUGUUUUGAAUUGGAUACUUUUUUCUCAGAUAAAGCUCUGAUUCUGGCUUUUGGGAUGAUCAAAAAUGUAUUGAAGGAGUAAAUAAAACAUAUAA
Molecule: messenger RNA, 1299 nt
Organism: Anoplopoma fimbria (sablefish)
Lineage: Eukaryota; Metazoa; Chordata; Actinopteri; Perciformes; Anoplopomatidae
Gene: skp1
Product: S-phase kinase-associated protein 1
Exons: 6
Coding region: 109-600 (163 amino acids)
Biological process (GO): SCF-dependent proteasomal ubiquitin-dependent protein catabolic process
Cellular component (GO): nucleus; cytoplasm
Molecular function (GO): cullin family protein binding
Source: RefSeq, a predicted model, not a curated record